UACCCAAACCGAACCGUAUUCGCAACCCGCGCCGAACUCGAAAGGACGUGUCGUUCGUGAUAAUCGAGACGAGAGUACAUUCGUGCGCGCAUGCCUCGCUGCACAGGCGAAUGAAUUCGCCGUCACUCAGCAGAACUUUUUAAGCUAGAACGGUCUUUGGUGAGUGGUGGACCACACUGAGUUUCUACCAGGGAUCCUUCAGGCCUCAUCUGGAAAGAAAAAAAAACACACACACCCAAAGAGAGAAUGAAAGGCCUGUGGAACAACAUGGAUGCGGUAACGUUGAGAGUUCGCAGCUGCCGCAACCAGCCAUUCGCGUCUACUCGCUGUCCGGUCCGAGAAUAUAUUUUAAAUAAUUCAAUGUGAAAGUUUUCAAUUAGCACUGGGUCGAUGGAGUAUUCGAAGAGAUGCGAAGGGAUCGGAUCAGAAAGCAUAGCAUAACAUCACCAUGCUUCGAAUACUCGCUAUUAUAUGGCAUUUUAGUCGUUCGGUUGUGUUGGUGAGCGCACAGUGAAGUGCGGAAAAGCAAGCGGACAUUAUUCGUUGCAAGCGGAACGUAAUGAGGAUGCUGUAUCGUGUUGAUUAAGAUGAAAUAUUCCACCCGGACACUGCUGGAAUGGAAGAACAGAAUCGGUCAGCCAGAAUAAAGGCCAAGGGCAGUUUGUACCGUACGCGGACCGGUGCAAAGUUUGUGGAAAAGUUUUGCACACCGAAAUCAGUGAAAUUUUUCAAACAUUUUGCCUGCAGCGUGGGGAUGGUAAACGGAAGGUGCCGGUACGGAAAAACGGAAUUGAUUUUGUUUGGUUUCAAUUUAGAAACGCUUUAAAAAUUCAUCCAAAGUACUGUUGCUGUGUGACGGCUACAUCAAAAGAAGAUAAUUCUCCGAGUGAUUAAAAAUGCAUAGCUUAUCUGCUAGCUUUCAUUCAAUUUAACGCACAAUAUGCAACACCAGACCACUAAGCUGAAAAAGUUGCUUUGCAUAAUGUUGGUAGUGCACGUGAAACACCAUGCGUCUCCAUGAUGCAUCAUUAGAGUUCGAUCGAUGCGAGAUGUGCAUCCAAAACAAUUCAAGGCCUCAGGCAUAUGAGGCACUGCCCGCAAAGUGUUUCACUCCGAAAGUAUGCCAAAGGAAUUGAAGCUUUUCCACGCACGGGCAGGCGUCCGGUGAGUGAAAGUUCAUUCACAAUGAGUUCCUUCAGUGACUGCCACCCAAAAACGGGGAACGCAGCUACGAAGCGCCACGACGAAUCUGUAUCACCUGUAUGACAACCUUUUCGGCUUCGGACGCAUCCUGCAAACAGGAGAAGGACGAUGACUCUCAGUGAUCGCGCGUGAGGCAUACCGUUAGCACCAUCGCAGCUUUUGUGUGUGGCAACCGCUACACGUCGGUUCGCGGAAAGAAUCGAACUCGACCCACACACAAAUCGGACUGACCAUACACGGUACACGUUGCGUGCAGAAAGUGUAUUGGCUUCAUGGUUGGUGUGUGUAUGUGUUAGUUUGUGUGUUUAUGUAUAAUUUUUUAGUUGGCCGAUGAAGUCCUUCUUUUUGCACUGCACAUCGUGCUAUCCCUUUCCAUUAUGCCGGAUUGUUUCAUCCUGAAGAACGGAAUAACCAAAAAAAAACCCAACGUCAAACCACACCACACUAUUCGCGCGAAAGUGAAUUGAUCUUGGUUCACUGAAACUUGGAUUGGUGGUUUAGUACGUGAAUUUUGUUUCCGAUCCAAUUGGAACCGCAUGUUUUUUUUUCUGCCGUGUAUUUUGUGCGAUUUUUUCGACGCGUUUUUUUUUUGUUUGUGCUGUGCCAUGGUAGUGCAUCGUGAAGUGAACAAAGCAAUAUGAAGUGGAGUGCUAGUGGAUCCUAAAAAAAAGCAAGGAAUAAAAAUCUGCUGUGUAACAAAAAUGUUCCGUUACGAAGAUGACCGCCAAUCGAUGUUGUCGCUGCUGCUGGCAUGAAAAUGAUCUUCAGCUACAGCGCGUAUUGGAGCGAAAAGUGUUUGCGGGUGACGAUCCCGGUCGACGUUGUGAUUGCCAGCCACGAUCCUAAACUGCGUCUAAGGUCCGGUUCGAUAAAGUGAUGGGAAUUGCGAAACGAUGCCAGAAACAUCAUGCUCUAAAUGACACCGUGUCGCAAACUGCGUUCCUUUCGCAGCUAUUGAAGUAUGUUAACGUUGACAACGCACGGCACGUUGAAGGUACGGUACCAGGAUACGUGAAAUUCGAGUGUAAUUAGUGAGCUUACACGAAAAACGUUAUGUUUUAUUUUUUCUCGUCGUCCAGGCCGGGAAGAUACUGUACAUGAUAUGGUAUGUUGAUAGUAACAGCAGACUGAACUCAACAUUUGUAUCAACGUAUGCAACUUGACGACUCUGUGCGCGAUACGCUGCAAGUGAUCCCAUCAUGACUAGCGUGAGGAUGAGUUCGCAGUGUGUGAGCAGUUUUUUUCUUCUUCUCUGGUAGUUUUUAAAAGAGCAGAACCACAUGAAUCCGCACAGCUACGCUACUUUCGCUGAAUUGCGUGUGGGAGUGUGCAUCUUAAAAUUGCACUUUGCCCACAUGUGAACAACGUGCAGCGGAGUUAAAAAAAAAGAAAGCUGCAUACAUCAUGCCUGCUGCUGAGAGUGUUCAUACGGUUUCGCAUCCUUUCAUCCCCAGUGACGCAUUAGCACACGACAGCCGCUAACGCGGAACAGAAGACAUCGGCCGUGUUACGAAAGGAUGCAAAUAAAUGAAAAGAUGAAUAAUAAAUGAGACAACACUACGCGGUGAAUGAAUGACCGCGUAAUGGCGGCCGUACGCUGUACAACUCAAUGCGGACGGUAUGCUGCUACCAUACUAUUCGAAGAAAUAUGAAACACAAGGAUAUGGCAAAUUGUUGCACGUACCGGGAGCCCCUGGUGUAAUGGUGUAAAAGAGCAAAAUGUGGUAGCUGCAAAUGGAGCUAAAGAACGGUUAUUGUUUUCGGUGGCGCCCUGCAUAUGAAAAAGGGGCUUUGUGUGAUGAAAGGUGAAAAAUGAGUGUAUCAAAAAUGCGCUGUAUCUCGCACCAUACAGCUUUAUUCGGUCGGUGUUUAGUGACAAGGAAGCAUCCAGUUUUGCAUCGAACCCAUAGCGCGAGGUGAAUCUGUAUCCCGCACCUCGUGUGGUUUUUUUUUCAUUAUGGCGAAAUGUGUUGUAUGUGGAACACCGUACGUUCGUAGUAUGGUGCCGUGAUUGUAAAUGUGUUGCUAGUUUGAAAGCUGAACAUUUUGAUGAAAAUCAGUCGGCAACGAAAACCAUUUUACAGCAAGAGAAAACAAAAUUGUUACUUAUCUAGUAGAACACGAUUGAUUUAACACAUUGUGUUGCCGUGAAAUGAAAGUCAAAGUGGUUAAUCGUCGAGUACAAGUGCAAUCAAAGAGCAAGUGAAUAACGGGCUAAAGUGAUCGUCCAAAAUAGGAAGUAUUUGUUUGUGUGUUCAGUGAUCAGUGCAUGAGUGAGAAAUAAAAUAAAAGUUGCGAAUACUAUCACAAAUCAGUUGAGUGCUCUCAAUCAGUGAUCAAUGGUGCUGUAAUGUAAUUUUGUUCGUUUGCAAAAAAUGUGCGAAUCGUACGAGUGGGCAACGGCAUACAGAAAAUAGUGUUGUUAUUGAAUCAUUGUCAACCGUUACGCAAUAAUUGUUGUUAGCAAGUUUGUGCUCAAUUUGUAAGAUUAGCAGAUAAGUCGAACCCCGUUCAUCAUAGAUCCUUAUUCUCCUUGACAUACUGAAAUCCUUCGUCCUGCAACCUUUCCCUAGCGUUAAUAUAGAAUGUGGCAAUCUUUUAGAUAAACAAAAAAAUCAUAGCCCCAAUCGUUACUCCAAUCGAGGGCUACAUUUUACAGUAUCCGUAGACGGAAUGAGCAAUGUAUAGGAAUGAUCUCACACUUCUUAACGUUCCUGAGACUGAUAUCCGAAAAACAGGAAUAGCACGUUGAACGCUCGAUAAGGUCUCUUAAACACUUUGCGAAGGUCUUGAUGCGCUGUUCAAAGGCUGAUAUUAAUGAAGCAAAGAAAAAAAGAAUAAACUCUUAAAACAUAUUUUUACUUGUCAAUAAGAAAUAAUUAGAAAUUGGAAAAAAAAAUCAUAUUAGCUUCAGAAUAUUAGCCUGCAUUGUAAAUUCCUAUUAUUGCUGACCAACCGUCCCAGCGAAACAAUUAACCAAGAAAGAGAGAAAACUAUAGAGAUAUUCCACAACCGGAAAUGGGGCUGUGGGUGGUCAAUUCGACCACAGCCUUACUGUUGGCAAUAGUUGCCACACUUUUCCUACUGGCUGAGGUGCCGCAGAUUGUGGUAGCAUCACAUGGAAAUUUUUCGGAUUUUCCAUUCAUUUAUCUCACACAUCCCCCGGAGAUUAUCAAGAAGCCAGUAAACCAGGGAGUACGAGUAGGCGGAGUGGCAACCUUUUUCUGUGCAGCUCGUGGAGAUCCGCAACCAACGGUUAUAUGGCGCAAAAAUAGUAAAAAGAUCAUGAUGACCCAGUCACGAUACACGGUGUACGACGCUAAUGGAGUUUCAAUGUUACGUAUCGAACCGGUGCGUGCUGGACGUGACGAUGCACCGUACGAAUGUGUGGCGGAAAAUGGUGUCGGCGAUGCAGUUUCGGCCGAGGCGACGCUGACCGUUUAUGAAGGAGACAAAACACCAGCUGGCUUCCCCGUCAUCAAACAGAUUCCCACAAUUCGUGUAAUUGAAACGGGUCAUACGGCCGUGAUGCAGUGCAAGGCAACUGGUUCACCACCGCCAAAGAUCUACUGGAUAAAAGACAUGAAGCGUGUUGAUAUGACUAAUCCACGAUACAGCAUCAACAGUGAAGGCAGCCUACAAAUUGACAACAGUGAAGAAAGUGACAUGGGCAAGUAUGAGUGUGUUGCUGAAAACUCGGUCGGUACCGAACACACCAAACCGACACCACUGUACGUGAAAGUGCGACGUGUCCCUCCAACAUUCUCGCGGCCGCCAGAACCCGUGUACGAGGUCAUGCUAGGAGCCAAUCUGACCCUCACCUGCGUAGCCGUCGGUUCGCCGAUGCCGACCGUUAAAUGGCGGAAGGGCGUCGAUCAGGAUUUAACGCCGGAAAAUGAUGUCCCGGUUGGGCGUAACGUUUUGGAGCUGACUGACAUACGAGUCAGUACUAAUUACACCUGCAUCGCUCGAUCGAACCUCGGUGUCAUCGAAGCUACCUCACUGGUCAAAGUUCAAUCAUUACCAGCUGCGCCUACGGAUGUAACGAUAUCGGAAGUAACGGCUACACAGGUACGGCUCGAGUGGUCUUACAAGGGCCCAGAAGAUCUGCAGUACUACGUUAUACAGUAUAAGCCAAAGAACGCAAAUCAGGCGUUCAGUGAGAUUAGUGGCAUUAUAACGAUGUUCUACGUAGUACGGACGCUGAGCCCGUACACCGAGUAUGAGUUCUAUGUAAUUGCAGUGAAUAACAUUGGCCGUGGACCACCGUCACUACCGGCCACCACGACUACCGGAGAGACAGGCGAUUCCGUGUAUGGAGGUUCCAAAAUGGAAAGUGCUCCGAGAAACAUCGAAGUGAAGCCGUUAAGCUCGUCGACAAUGCUUAUUACGUGGGAACCACCUGAGACUCCUAAUGGACAAGUAACCGGAUACAAAGUGUAUUAUACCACAAACCCCAACCAGCCCGAAGCAUCAUGGGACUCCCAGAUGGAAACCAACGACAUGACGACCAUUUCGGAAUUGACUCCGCAUGCUAUCUACACUAUACGAGUACAAGCAUUUACCUCUAUGGGUGCCGGUCCCUUGUCCAAUCCGGUGCAGGUCAAAGCUCAACAAGGCGUUCCCUCGCAACCAAGCAACUUUCGGGCUACCGAUGUCGGCGAAACAGCUGUCACCCUGCAAUGGUCUCGGCCAACUCACUCGGGCGAGAACAUCGUACACUACGAGCUGUACUGGAAUGACACUUAUGCAAACGAGCAGCAUCAUCAACGAAUUCCAAACACCGAGACCUACACACUGAGCAGCUUGUACCCGGACACACUCUACUACUUCUGGCUUUCGGCACGAUCCCAACGUGGCGAGGGUGCCACCACGCCACCGAUUCCAGUACGAACCAAACAGUACGUACCCGGUGCACCGCCCCGUAAUGUAACUGUCGAAGCCACAAGUCCAACCACUAUCAACGUGUCCUGGCUGCCACCACCGGUCGAACGAUCGAAUGGGGCCAUAGUUUAUUAUAAGGUGUUCUUCGUCGAAGUGGGGCGAUCGGAUAGCGAGGCCACGGUAACCACCCUCAACUCGACUAGCAUCGUCCUGGACGAGCUAAAGCGUUGGACAGAGUACAAGAUUUGGGUUCUCGCCGGUACCUCCGUUGGUGACGGACCCCGAUCGUACCCGUACACAGUACGCACUCAUGAAGACGUGCCUGGAGAUCCGCAAGAUGUUAAAGCAAGUCCGGUCAAUUCGACCACUAUCUACGUCACCUGGAAGCCUCCGAAAGAGAAAAACCGAAACGGCAUCAUCCGUGGCUAUCAUAUACAUGUGCAGGAAAUGAAGGAUGAGGGUAAGGGACUCUUGAACGAACCAAUGAAGUUUGACGUGGUAGAUGGACUUGAGUAUAAUGUUACGGGACUGCAACCGGACACCAAAUAUUCGGUUCAAGUAGCCGCUCUUACACGUAAGGGAGACGGUGAUCGCAGUGCCCCAAUAUCGGUUAAAACACCGGGUGGAGUUCCAAUCAGGCCGACUGUUACACUGAAGAUUCUCGAACGCGAUCCGACCGUUUCGAUCGAGCUAGAAUGGGAGCGUCCACGACAGACGUAUGGUGAGUUGCGCGGGUAUCGCGUUCGCUGGGGCGUUCGUGAACAGGCCCUCAAUGAAGAGGUUCUGCAGGGAACGCAAUUGAAUGUGAAACGCAUCAACGAUCUCGAGCGAGGAGUGGAGUACGAGUUUCGCGUAGCCGGUAUGAACCACAUCGGUAUCGGUCAGGAAGCGGUGAAACAUCUGCAAACUCCGGAAGGUUCUCCGACUGGUCCACCAACAAGCAUAACUGUCCGAUUCCAGACGCCUGACGUGGUGUGUAUUACCUGGGAGCCUCCGACCAGAGAGCAUCGCAACGGACAAAUCACCCGGUACGAUGUGCAGUUCCAUAAGAAAAUUGACCACGGUCUCGGAACCGAACGAAACACAACCGUGCGGAAGGCAGUGUUCACGAAUCUGGACGAAAGUACCGAAUAUAUUGUGCGGGUACGAGCGUACACCAAGCAAGGCGCCGGACCGUUCAGCGAAAAGCUUGUUAUUGCGACUGAACGUGACAUGGGCCGUGCGCCGUUUUCGGUGCAAGCCGUUGCUACAUCCGAGCAGACGGUAGAAGUUUGGUGGGAACCCGUUCCAUCGCGAGGAAAGUUGGUUGGAUACAAAAUUUUCUACACUAUGACCGCCGUGGAAGAUUUAGACGAAUGGCAAACGAAGGUGGUUGGUGUUACCGAAUCUGCUGAUCUGAUCAAUCUGGAAAAGUUUGCCCAGUACGCGGUCGCUAUUGCGGCGAUGUACAAAAAUGGGCUUGGAAAGUUGAGUGAGAAAGCGACAGUGAAGGUAAAACCGGAAGAUGUUCCGUUGAAUCUACGUGCGCACGAUGUUAGCACACAUUCGAUGACGCUGAGCUGGGCACCACCGAUUCGAUUGAAUCCCAUCAAUUAUAAAAUUUCGUUCGAUGCUGUGAAAGAAUUUGUCGAUUCGCAAGGUAUUUCUCAGAAGCAAAUCUUACCAAGGAAGGAAAUAGUGCUUAAAAGCCACGUAAAAUCCCACACUAUUAGCGAGCUGUCACCCUUCACAACUUAUUUUGUGAACGUCAGUGCCAUUCCAACCGACUACACCUACAAACCACCGGCAAAGAUUACGGUCACAACACAAAUGGCAGCUCCACAACCGAUGGUACAGCCCGAUUUUUACGGCGUGGUCAAUGGCGAAGAGAUUCAGGUUAUAUUGCCACAAGCUUCAGAAGAAUAUGGCCCGAUUUCUCACUACUACCUGAUCGUGGUACCGGAGGAUAAGGCCAAUCUGCACAAAAUACCUGAUCAGUUUCUCACUGAAGAGCUGCUACCAUCCCGACCUAAGCUAGAUCGACUUAACGCGCCCUACAUUGCGGCCAUGUUUUUGCAACGGAACAUUCCUUACACGUUUCAUCUCGGUUCGGGUGAGACGAAUCACAAUUUCACAAACAAGAAACUUGAACGGGGAAAACGUUACCGAAUUUUCGUGCGUGCCGUUGUCGAUACACCCCAAAAGCAUCUAUACACAUCGAGCCCGUUUUCGGAAUUCCUCGCACUAGACAUGAAAGAAGCACCGACCGGCGAACCACCACAUCGACCCAAUCCAAACGUUCCACAAGAUCCAGAAAUUUUAAUACGCGGCAAAAAUGAGGAACCCGGCAUGCUCUGGGUCGUCGGACCGAUUAUUGCCGCGCUGGUACUUUCCGUCUGCUUCCUCGUGGUGUACUUCGUGCGUCGUCGUCGACAGCCGUGCAAGGCGCCCGAUCAAGCGGCCGUUACACGACCACUGAUGGCAGCCGAUCUGGGCGCUGGGCCCGCACCUACCGACCCUGUGGAUAUGCGUCGAAUAAACUUCCAAACUCCUGGCAUGAUUAGCCACCCACCGAUACCUAUCUCCGAGCUAACCAACCAUGUCGAGCGGCUGAAAGCAAAUGAUAAUCUUAAAUUUUCGCAGGAAUAUGAAAGCAUUGAACCAGGUCAACAGUUUACCUGGGAUCAUUCGAACAUGGAAGUGAAUAAACCGAAAAACCGUUACGCAAACGUCACUUCGUACGAUCACUCGCGAGUGAUCUUGCCUCCGAUCGAGGGAGUGUCAGGAUCGGAUUAUAUCAAUGCGAAUUACUGUGACGGGUAUCGAAAACAUAACGCCUACGUUGCCACGCAAGGACCUCUGCAGGAAACAUUCGGUGACUUUUGGCGCAUGUGCUGGGAGCUCAAAUCUUCGACAAUCGUCAUGAUGACACGGCUGGAGGAACGGUCGCGCAUCAAGUGCGAUAUGUACUGGCCGGCCCGAGGCACCGAGGUGUACGGUGCUAUGACGGUGACAAUCACGGAAACUCAGGAACUGGCAACGUACUCCAUCCGAACGUUCCAGAUCUACCGCAACGGUAGCAACGAACGGCGCGAGAUCAAGCAGCUGCAGUUUACGGCCUGGCCGGAUCACGGUGUGCCUGACCAUCCGGCACCGUUCCUACAGUUUUUGCGCCGCACUAAGUCACUCACACCUUCCGAAUCGGGACCCAUUAUUGUGCACUGUUCUGCGGGCGUGGGUCGUACCGGUUGUUACAUCGUGAUCGAUUCCAUGCUCGAGCGCAUGAAGUACGAGAAGACGAUCGACAUCUAUGGGCACGUGACGUGUCUAAGAGCGCAGCGGAACUACAUGGUACAGACCGAGGAUCAGUACAUUUUCAUACACGAUGCAUUGCUGGAAGCUGUGAUCUGCGGCAAUACGGAGGUUCCGGCUCGUAGCUUACACAAUCACAUUCAGAAAUUGAUGCAAACGGAAAUAGGCGAGAACAUUACCGGAAUGGAGAUGGAAUUCAAGAAACUGUCCAAUGUAAAAGCUGAUUCGACGCGGUUUGUCACGGCUAAUCUUCCUUGCAAUAAGCACAAAAACCGUCUAGUUCAUAUCCUACCAUACGAAUCAUCGCGCGUCUGUUUAACACCGAUACGUGGAGUCGAGGGAAGUGAUUACAUCAAUGCCAGUUUGGUCGAUGGCUAUCGAUAUCGCAACGCUUACAUUGCCGCCCAAGGACCUCUUCAAGAGACAGCAGAAGAUUUUUGGCGCAUGCUCUGGGAACACAACUCAACCAUUGUGGUCAUGCUAACAAAAUUAAAAGAAAUGGGACGAGAAAAAUGCUUCCAAUACUGGCCUCACGAACGUUCGGUGCGCUACCAGUGCUACGUGGUGGAUCCGAUCGCUGAGUACAACAUGCCGCAGUACAAACUGAGAGAAUUCAAGGUUACGGAUGCUCGCGACGGUUCCUCACGUACGGUACGUCAGUUCCAGUUCAUAGACUGGCCGGAACAGGGUGUGCCAAAGUCAGGUGAAGGCUUUAUCGACUUCAUCGGCCAGGUGCACAAAACAAAGGAACAGUUCGGUCAGGAUGGUCCGAUUACGGUGCAUUGCAGUGCGGGCGUUGGUCGCACCGGCGUCUUUAUCACACUCAGCAUCGUACUCGAGCGAAUGCAGUACGAAGGCGUGCUGGACGUAUUCCAAACGGUGCGAAUACUGCGUUCCCAGCGGCCAGCGAUGGUACAGACUGAGGAUCAAUAUCAGUUCUGCUAUCGUGCUGCGCUGGAGUAUCUAGGUUCGUUUGAUCAUUAUGCGACCUAAAGACCUUAAAAGCCAUCUUCUUAUCACUGCAUCUGACACUGUCAGCAUGUUUGGCGCCGAUCACACACCAAACGCCGAUAACGAGCGAGGUCGGUGUUUUAUUGUUCCAUCGCCAUAUUUUAUCAUACAAUGACGCGUAACUAGCAAUCAACCAAUGACGGUUUACGAACAAUAGGGCGGCAGUUCAAGCAUCAACAUCCUUUUAUCUAGCCGUUUAUUGAUUUUAUUUAACCUCCAAUCGCCAUUUUUCAAUCGAUAAUGACCCAGCAUAAACGCAUAGAAUGUGUAUAUCCUUUCGGAGAAAAUUGUAACUCAAUAAGAUUUAGAAAGAUUUUCAAAAUUUGAUUAUAUUUAACCUACUCUAGGAAAAUCAAUAGUGAACACGGACAAGGAUACAUCGAGUUUCUGAUAAGCAGUUGAAAGCUACCUAGGCAAAUUUCCAACCAAAACAUUAGGUGCUAAGAAAUUGUUCGAACGGGACUCACAUUUAUAAUGUUUCGAUUAAUCGAGACGCGAUAGCAGCGAAGCGAAACAUCACUUCCGCAUGUGAGCAAUUAAAUAAUAGAGAAAAAAAUUCAACAACAACAAAAUUUCACACUAAAAUUAAUCUACAUAAAGCUAACUUUUAACUAGCGAACCGAAGCACCCUUUCGGUAGAAGUACUACACACUCACACUAACAUCACAAUCAUUACUGCCAUUUUAGUGUAUGCUGAGAAAGGGUGGAGUAAGUUUUAGAAGACAACUAGUAAACCAAACUUCAUCAAUCCGUACGGGUUUCAUGCUGCUUUCAUGUUCCUUUUUCCAGUUCAAGUUGUUGGUGCGAACAAAUUUGACUAAAUGACACAUUUUACUUCAUAUCUAACAUAUCCGACACAUAUUUUUUUCAUCUUCUUUGACGGCACUACAACCUCGAGGAGUGUUGUUGGUCUACCAUUUGUGGUUUGACUAUAUUUAGCAGGAUAUAGCAAGAAAGGUCCGGAUAGGGUUUGGUACCCGUUUCUGUCGUAUGAACGAACGGCGCUGCUAUCAUCUACACCGGAUCGGGCCGUGUCCACCGGACAAAUCACUAUGUAUGAACAAUGUCACAAACUUAUUGUGUGUACAAUUGCGGUGUACAUAACAUUGCACUACAUCCGUGCCGUACCAAAAUCAUGUUUCUAAUUUGAGGCUAAUUUCUUCGUCAAUAAUUGUUUCACUAAACAACCAUAGACGUCAAAGAAUGGCUCACGAUGUUUGGUAUAUUGGCCAGAAAAUAUUGUAAAGCAAAUAGGCAAUACUGAGACACGGCUAAGAAAAAGGAUGCUAUUAGUGUAAGCUUGCUACGUUGCUAGCGAUCAAAAUGAAACAUCAAACGGUCAGACUGAUAUUAUUAGCGUAUCACUAGAGAGCAUGGACGUAUCAUAGGCAAAAAGAGACGAACACACAAGUUCAGGUGAUGGGAAAUGGUGCAGUGCAACUACUCAAAACUAUUCUACGACAUAACAUUCUAAAAUCCACACAAACACAUAUACAUUACACAAGAAGGAAGAAAGUAAAGGGCGUCUGGUUGUCCCUAAAACAGUCGGACAGCUGUUACACAUCGCCGAAUUAUGUUUGAGUAAAGCAGCAUCGGCUGGAGAACGCAAUGGAAUAGAGCACGUAAAAGAAAGCGAGACACGGAGGAAAACAUAAUCGAAUACAAGAGCAAGGACUUUAUUCAUAUACUGUCAUCAAAACGCUCAUCACUGGGUGGCAGAAUGUUGAUAUAUAAUGAACGUUAAUUCAAAGAGACUUGGCUAAUUGAUUUGACUUUUAAACAUACACGCAUACUCAUUAGAUAACACCGUAGAAUGAAACAACAAAAUUAAGUGUUUAAUGAAAGCGCGAAACGACCUAGUAAAUAUGUAGCAACGGAGACAGAAGAUUCAACAUCGCUAUCAAUACCAUCGUGACCCGCGCUCAAGAACGAUUGGUCGUAUGGAAGAAGCCUGAAUGGAUGGACAGCAUGAAGACAUUAUCACAUUAUCAAGCAAGCGUGUCCGAAGAUGAGUGAAUGAGUGAAUGCUGGGUUGCGAAAGAUACUUGCAAACGUAUGUAUGCAAACUACCACUAUCCGCUAGAUGUAGCGUAGAAGGAAAGCAUCGCGCAAAACUAAAAACAAAAUAUCAACAACUGUAAAACGUAAAAUCAGCGAGAACCCUUGUUGAGUCCUAAUUAAACAGAUACCUAUAGGAGUGUUACUUUAACUAAACAAACUAGCCAUCGUAGUUACUGUACGACGUACUGCAGCAGCUUCCGACUGCUUUGCAUAAUGGAUUUGCCGAUCGGUUUAUACGAAACAGCCGCGCGUGUACAAUUGCACUCUUCUACUUACAUUUAUGGCGAAUAGUUUACGACAUUUUGCACGAUCACUUGAAGUGGUCGUUUGAAAAGUACGUUUCAAACACUACACGAUACUCAAUAUGUUCUGGACAUAGUGCGUCGUCCGUUUUCUUUUAUCGUUUUUUUUUUUCUUCUUUUUCUCAACGCACGUCUAUGUUGUGUUGAUUUAAGGUAGUAUUUUGAUGUGAUAUGUGCGUACUUUAGCGGUGUUGUUGCGUAUAAUGGCACAAUUUUGCGUAGAAUUAAUAUUCACAUACAUUUAACAAGCAUCACAAGCGCAACGCGAAAAGGAGAAACAAAAACGUGCACGCAUGGUCCAUUAGAAUUACUGCACCUUGAAACAUGGGCGUUUAUUUUACACACAUACAAGUAUAUAUACAUAUAUAUAUUUAGCGGCUAUUAUACGAGCAUUAGUUUGUAUUUACCAUAUCAUAUCGGAAUGGUUAGCGACUGAAAGCGAACAUUGAUUGCCUCCUCGUUCAUUGCUUCUUUCGUCUCGUCAUAAACAUUCAUCUUUCCACUUAAUAUGAAUGUAGAGAACCUUGGUCUGAACUAUUGUAACUACUUUUCCUUCCAAUCUCCUCUUACCUACACCAAUGCAGUCGUACGCAACUGCGAAGGUUCCCUUUUUUAAUUCGUUUCUGUAUCUUGCCAACAGUCGAUCAUGACGAUUUUGUUUAACGAACAACCUCAAGUACUGUUUUAUUUUUUAUUUCUCAAAACACAUCGUCCAGAUAAAGGCAUUUGUACUAAGUUGUAGUUUUAAUCAAAUAACCCCAUUUAUAUUCUUCUCGAACCGUAACAUCCCACUGCCCCUUCUGAGUAAUUAAGAUAUUAUAAUUAAUAAGUCAAAAUUACUGUGUGUUUGUAAAGCCCGUGCAGAACAAAAAUUCAAAAUUAAUCAAUAGAAUAUGUUUAGGAUGUGAUCGUCAUUUUUAUGGAUUGUAUUGUUUUUAAUGACUCUUGCCAACAGAAACCAAAUUGUUUCGACAACAUAGAACGGCUCUCGAAUAUAUUUUUUACCAAACGGAAAACCCUUCAUUUGCUUUAUUACACCGUAAGCAUUAUUAUUGCUACCUAAAGAUGCGCAAUAUAAAUACGCGGCCAUCAAAGCAAAAGCCAACCAAAUGCACAACCGUCAAGAAUGAGCAAUCAAAUAGUAAACGAGGUGGUUAGUAUUUAAAAACAAAGUUAAAUUCCACACACCGUCAGUAUAUGAUUUCCGUACACACUUGCAUUCCAUUUACAACAAUCGCAUGGGACUAGGCGGAACUCGAGCUAGUGUUUUUGUUUUAAUUACAUCCGUUUUCCAAUGCAACGCGUUGAUAGACACUAAACAAAAAUCUAUCUUGUAAGUAAGUUUCUUUUUUAACCAGUGGAAACCAGCAAACCAAGUGAACUAGACUGCAACACUAACAAUAGCAAAUACAACACAACCACACUUCAACCAAUAGAGAGAAAGUGUAGAAUUUUGUACAAAUGAUAGGAAGAAAAUUGCACAUGGAACAAAACUUUAAGCAACAAAUAAGACAAGGCAGACAGGCAAACGGUUCCGACUAAUUGUUAUGUUUGUUACGUUGAUAUCAACCUCAUCGACACAUCAUUUCCGGAUGCACGAACAGCAGCAGCAACAGCUUUGUGGUGCAAAUGUAAUAAUGUACAGUUUUUCAUAAGCAAUCCCGUACUCCAACAGAACCAAACACGGUACCGUUCAUUUUCCAGCUCCAUUUCUUUGUUUUGACCAUUACACUCAUACCGUCAUACAGAAACCACCGCACCGAGAUGAUAGUUUAAUCAACAACACACUCACCACAGCGCAAUCAUUUGCCGGCGAUUAUUUCAGUGUUCCAUUGGCGUGUGUUUCAUAUUUUUCACUCUAACUAAACGUUUAAACUUGUGUUUUGUUUCAUUCGUUGUGUAGUUUGUGUUACAAUUGUAAAGCAAGCAUUCCGACUAGCGGAAUUCAUGGUAAGCAGACGUGGUCAGGUGUUAAACAUACAAACGAGAUAUUAAACCUUCUGACGACAGGCAGGUGGAUUGGCUUAGGCGCCCCCUUGUUGACACAGUUUCUGCGCUUUCUUUCAUCGCAGAAAAGCAAAAAAAAGAUAGAACAGGCACAUUGAAGAGAACGGGCCGGUUAUGUUUCGAUUAACUAUUGAUAACUCGCAGGGAUAGGGCUUUGCAAGGAUAUAACUAUCGAGGAGUUAUGUAUUAAGACAAGCGUGCGGCGAAUGUUGUGGCAAGUGGAAGCAAAACAAAGAAAAAAUUCUGUAUAAGAAGGAAAACAAAACACUAAUGCAAUGUACCGUGCAAAUAGCAUAUAACAUGUUAGAAAGAUGGUGGACAAAACGGGCAAAGAAAAGUUAGACGGAAACAGAAACAAGGAGAAGUAGAAGAAGCAAAGGAAGGAAACAAAAGCUAUAUGAAAUAAACUAAAAAGAUAGAUAAUGUCCGAAAUUAUAUAGGUUAUGUAAUAAAAUUAUGAAAAAAGGA
Molecule: messenger RNA, 15227 nt
Organism: Anopheles funestus (African malaria mosquito)
Lineage: Eukaryota; Metazoa; Arthropoda; Insecta; Diptera; Culicidae
Gene: Lar
Product: tyrosine-protein phosphatase Lar
Exons: 21
Coding region: 4222-10371 (2049 amino acids)
Biological process (GO): protein dephosphorylation
Molecular function (GO): protein binding; protein tyrosine phosphatase activity
Source: RefSeq, a predicted model, not a curated record